Aspergillus terreus NIH2624 is the source of this 1083-nucleotide messenger RNA. RefSeq names its product cation:proton antiporter. Bases 1 to 1083 code for a protein of 360 amino acids. Gene Ontology annotation, cellular component: membrane. The transcript has 7 exons. Gene Ontology annotation, biological process: proton transmembrane transport. Gene Ontology annotation, molecular function: antiporter activity. NCBI's taxonomy places the organism in Eukaryota, Fungi, Ascomycota, Eurotiomycetes, Eurotiales, Aspergillaceae. The record is from RefSeq and is a predicted model, not a curated record.
AUGGGCAUUAUCUAUGGCAUACCCCUGGCCGAUAUCCUUGAACAUACAUGGCAGGAGACGUUUCUGGCGCUUGGCUAUGUUGGGCUUAUCCUCAUCAUCUUUGAAGGCUAUGGAUAUGGCCCGGUCGAAACGUUCAUCAUCGGAGCUGCUCUGUCCGCCACUUCAUUAGGGACUACGUUUGCCGUCAUUGCCUCGGCAUCAAAAACCGUAGAUCUCGCUCAAACAAGAGUCGGCUCGAUUCUCGUGAGCGCGGCGGUCAUUGACGAUGUGGUCGGUCUGGUACUAUCCAGCAUCAUCAGCGAUCUGGGAAAGCUGUCAGAAAGUCACCAUGUCAGUCUGGGCUGGAUUAUCGGACGGCCGAUCGUGGCUUCGGUCGCAAUGGCCAUCGCCACCCCGAUCCUGACCAAGUACUUCUUUGCGCCAGUAUUCCGGAAAUUCAUUGAAUACCACUUUGCGCAAUACGAUCAUAUCUCAAACAUUAUUCUCAUGACGCUGGUCCUCUCCGCGUUUAUCAGCAUCGCCGCAUAUGCUGGAACCUCGGUCCUGUUUGGCGCAUUUCUGGCCGGCACGUUUCUGACCUAUAUCCCCAGUAAACGACCCGAGGGUCCGUUUGUCGUGAUGAGCCGCGAGCAGGGAGAGCGGGAAGCGGACAAAAGUCCGACUUUUGUUCAUACAUUCGAGGCGUAUCUUAUGGGGGUACAGGGCUAUCUGAUGGAGCCUUUGUUCUUUGCUAGUGUGGGGUUUGCGAUUCCCUUUAUCCAGCUCUGGACGGGUAAGAGGAUCUGGAGAGGCAUUCUGUAUACCCUUUUGAUGGCCUUUGCAAAGUUUGUUGUCGGAAGUUGGGUCCCUCUGUGGGGGUUGUUGACCGGGCGCAAAAGACGGGAGGCAGGGCAUAUUGCGAAGGGAUCGAGUUCCCACUCAGGUCAGACAAAUGAGUCUCAAGCAGGGAGGAAGCCUUCUGCGACCUGGCAAUCUGCGCUUCUCCUGGGCUCGGCCAUGGUUGCGCGCGGCGAGAUUGGGCUUCUUAUCAUUGAAAUUGGGUACAACGAAACAUCACUAGUGCCUAUCAUUCACUCACAAUGA